Molecule: messenger RNA, 354 nt
Organism: Pisolithus orientalis
Lineage: Eukaryota; Fungi; Basidiomycota; Agaricomycetes; Boletales; Pisolithaceae
Exons: 2
Coding region: 1-354 (117 amino acids)
Source: RefSeq, a predicted model, not a curated record
AUGUCUGACAGAUAUCCACCUGUGUCAGGUGGCAGAGUUGUAGGAGGAAAGUGUUUACCAUUUAGCUUCUACCAUUGGAUGUUACCUCACUUUACCAAGGAUGACUUCAGUUCAGAGGUGCUGGAGGAUGUCAUGGUCUACUUUGGAAGUGCAGUGCAUGAUCCAUUGGGUGAUCUCAUCUGGUUCAUGUACAAAGAGAUGGUUGGUGUGACCAAGGGCAGUCUGAUAUAUAUUGUCUUCUGCAAGAAAUAUCCUGCCAUUUGUCAGGUCUUCACUGGUAUACAAAUGGUCAUCAACUACUGGCUUUUGCAUAAUGAUUUCAGUAACAGCAAUGGUGAUCUAUUGCUGGACUGA